AUGAAACAUACAGUCAGUGACUACAUUCAUCUUCUCGCUGGAAAUAUCCCUAUUGGAAUCGUAGCCUUGGCGCCGAUCAUUUCAUGCUUGCUUGCCACGAUUGGCAACUCAGUUCGAGCUUUAUGCAAUGCAAGUACCUCAGAAGAAUUUGACCCCACAAAAGAUGUGUCGAUUCCAGAGAUUAAUUUACCCGGUGGUAGAAUGAAUGGCUUGAUUGGCAGUCCGUCCCCAUCAAGACGAACGAUUUUGGUUUUCUUUGCCGGAGGACUUCAUGGCCCUAUUAGGCCAAUUCUUCUCGAACACUGGGAACACAAAGAUGACGAAGAUGUUCAGUUUCAUAGCCCAAGAAUGGUCGAGGCGCUAUAUACUGGUUGCGUUCCCGUGAUUAUAAAAGAUCACUAUGUAGCUCCGUUCAGCGAAGUCUUGAACUUGAAAUCAUUCGCUGUUGAAAUUCCCGUGGUGGAGAUUCCAAACCUGAAGAAAAUUCUGACUGGAAUUUCGAAGAGAUAG
This is a messenger RNA of Fraxinus pennsylvanica, 510 nucleotides long. Lineage: Eukaryota; Viridiplantae; Streptophyta; Magnoliopsida; Lamiales; Oleaceae. The record is from the annotation of a GenBank genome assembly.